Molecule: messenger RNA, 703 nt
Organism: Oppiella nova
Lineage: Eukaryota; Metazoa; Arthropoda; Arachnida; Sarcoptiformes; Oppiidae
Source: the annotation of a GenBank genome assembly
CUAAUUAACUUUGAUAAUUAUUUUGAUAUACGACUGUAAAGUCAUUUUGGAUUUAAUAUUUGAAUUGUGUUCAAACAUUAUUUGAUUGAGUGAUUGAAUAAGAAAUAUGUCGACGAAAUGGACCGAUACUAAGAAGAAGACAGUAGUGAUUGGUGUGGAUGUGGGCAGCGGUAGUGUCCGCGUGGCUCUCAUCAAAAAUAUGUCGACGAAAUGGACCGAUACUAAGAAGAAGACAGUAGUGAUUGGUGUGGAUGUGGGCAGCGGUAGUGUCCGCGUGGCUCUCAUCAAGUUUGAGAGCGGAGUCAUUGAAGCAAAACCUUUGGCCACUCAUAAGAAGUCCAUUACUGCCCACAACCCUAAGGCUGAAUGGUAUGAACAAAAUACCGAUGAAAUUUGGGACGGACUUUGCUAUUGUGUUCAGGAGUGUUUGAAGGCAUCAAAAGUGAACAUUGAAGACAUCUCUGGCAUAUCAUUCUCCGCCACCUGUUCUCUGGUUAUAAUCGAUAAUAAAAAGAAAGGCAAUGAUGUGGUGAUGUGGAUGGACCACAGGGCCAUUACUGAAGCCAGUCUUAUAACUAAAACUAAAAAUGAAGUUCUGCAGCAAAUGGGUGGCAAUGCUUCUCCAGAAUAUUCUUUGUCUAAACUCUUGUGGUUAAAACGUAAUGACAAACAACGGUUUGAUGAGGCGAUAGGGUUUAUGGAG